AUGGGUAUCCUCGACAAAAUUGAAGACAAGCUUGGCGGCAAUAAGCAUGGUAACACAACAGACAAGCACGGCAAUACAACCGACAAGCCAUUGUACAGCAGCAAUGAGCGCAAGAGUCUGGAGCAUCAAGCGGGAACGCAUGGCCAUGGAACUUCUGGUAGCAGCACCCUCCCUGGUCAGACAUCCUCUUCAGGCUAUGGCACAUCAGGUUCUGGCUUGACCGGCACUGGUGCAACUUCUGGCACAGGAGCUGGUGCGGCCUCAGGUCUCUACAACUCCUCUACCAGCGGGACAUCUGGCCAGCAAUAUGGCAGUUCGACCACGGGCAGCUCAACUACCGGUAGCAGAGCUCAAGAACUACGCCACCCUGUUCAAACAGGCAUGACCGGUACCGCGCUUGGCCAGCCUGGUCAGUACUCGAGCAGCACCAUGGGCAGCGGAUAUGGCAGCGGCUCUACCAAUGUAGACAACGAUGGCUACGGAUCAAGCGCGACUUCAGGUGGAUACAAGACCCAUCCAGUCGAAGCCGUGGACCCACACAGCACUAAGGGCCAGAAUGCCAUGUACCAUGCUUCAUCUGGCGGUUCAAACACCGGCUAUGGCACUUCCACCAAUGACUACGGAAUUCCAGGGCGUGCAUCCACAGACGACGUUGACAGAUCGCGUCACGGUGGUGUGACAAACUCCGUGAGCUCAAGCGGAAACGAUCACACUGGUGGGGAUUACAACCUCCAAAACCCGAGCGCGAUUCCCACUGCUGGUGGUCAAAAGGUUGGUGGCGUAGGUGAGAAUGAAGGCCAUCGUGACCACCAUCUUGGUAGGGACGCAGCAGGAGUGGCAGGUGCUGGUGCACUUGGUACUGGAGCUUAUGAGGCGGAGCGAAAGCAUCAUCAUGGACAAGAUAGCUCUCGCGUCACUGGCGGAGACAACUACGGUAGCUCUGGUCUCUCAAACACCACGGGCACUGGCCGUGAUCAUCACUACGGCAGGGAUGCAGCAGUAGGUGCAGGAGCACUCGGCACCGCCGGUGCGUACGAGGAGCAUAAGCAUCGAGACCGUGACGAGACUGGGCACCAUCUUGGUAGCAAGCAUCACAACGAGCACUCUUCUAGUGGUCGUGAUCAGCUCCCACAACCCAGCUCCUAUCCCGACAUGUACAACUCGGGUGAGAGCCGCCAUGACCAGUACAGCUCUGGUAACACGGGUCUUGGCUCCGGCAACAAAGAUCACCACUACGGCAGAGAUGCUGCGGUCGCGGGUACGGGCGCACUGGGCGCCGGUGAAUACGAGAGGAGACAGCAUGACCGCGACAACGUGAGGGACGACAAGUACGAUGAGAAGAAUUCGUCAUCCAGCGGCGGAGUCGCUUCGACCAUCAAGAACAAGCUUGGCAUGGGCUCCAGCAACACCAACACAGACAAUGGGAGCUCGUCGCGAGGGAAUGAGUACGGUAGCACGUCGCGCGGGAAUGAACACAGCAGCUUGUCGCGUGGAAAUGAGCUUGGUAGCUCGCAUCACCACCAUGACGAGGAGAAGGAUAUCGAAGAGAGGCUUGAGGAGAUUAGACUCAAUCGCCGCCUCAAGGAGAUCCGUGGUGGGAGGCAGGUGUAA
Molecule: messenger RNA, 1611 nt
Organism: Recurvomyces mirabilis
Lineage: Eukaryota; Fungi; Ascomycota; Dothideomycetes; Mycosphaerellales; Teratosphaeriaceae
Exons: 1
Coding region: 1-1611 (536 amino acids)
Source: RefSeq, a predicted model, not a curated record